Molecule: messenger RNA, 4664 nt
Organism: Rhineura floridana
Lineage: Eukaryota; Metazoa; Chordata; Lepidosauria; Squamata; Rhineuridae
Gene: PRICKLE1
Product: prickle planar cell polarity protein 1
Exons: 9
Coding region: 481-2937 (818 amino acids)
Molecular function (GO): zinc ion binding
Source: RefSeq, a predicted model, not a curated record
GCCGCAGUUCCAGUGGGGAAAAGGAUCCGAAGCGGAGCGAGGUGGAGCGUCUUGGCGCGGAGGCUCGUCCGUCUGUCUCUUUCCCUCCCUGGUGGCGUGUUUUGCUGGCAGCGCCCGCCCGUGUUUCCGUUUACCAUGCGAGACUUCGGCGUGCACUGAUUUCUCUGGGGGGAGCCGCGAGUGCCAAGCCAGGUUUCCGAGCGCCGUUGGCUCCUCUCUGGUCUUCAAUGUUGGCUCCUCGUCCUUCGUAGGAAUACCUGGGCAACUUUAUUGCCAGAGUCCUUCUCUUAGAGGUGGCCAGUCAGAUGUCCAUGAGAAACCUGCAAGCAGAACCGGAGCGCAACAGCACUCUCCCCACCUGAGAUUCCCAGCAACUGGCAUUCAGAGAUAUACUAUUGAAUCACAUGCCAUAUUACAUAGGCCUUAAUUGAUGAACUGCAACUGAAUAGCCUGACACUUCCCCACUGGCGUCUUUUAGAAAUGGAGCAAAAAGUUGGCAACCUUACAUUUGGCUUCCAGCAAAGCUCAACAUCCGAUGAUGACUCUGGAUGUGCUCUAGAAGAAUAUGCCUGGGUCCCUCCAGGUCUUAGACCUGAGCAGGUACAGCUAUACUUCGCUUGUUUGUCAGAGGAGAAGAUCCCUUAUGUUAACAGUCCUGGAGAGAAACACCGAAUUAAACAGCUUCUCUAUCAGCUACCACCGCAUGAUAAUGAGGUGAGAUACUGCCAGUCUUUAAGUGAAGAAGAAAAGAAGGAACUUCAGAUAUUCAGUUCACAACGAAAGAAGGAAGCACUGGGACGAGGAACAGUUAAAUUACUCUCAAGGGCAGCAAUGCAUACACUUUGUGAGCAGUGUGGUACAAAGAUAAAUGGAGGUGAAGUUGCAGUGUUUGCCUCAAGAGCUGGGCCUGGAGUGUGCUGGCAUCCAUCCUGUUUUGUGUGUUUUACAUGUAAAGAACUCCUUGUUGACUUAAUCUAUUUCUACCAAGAUGGAAAAAUUCAUUGUGGAAGACAUCAUGCUGAACUACUCAAGCCACGGUGUUCCGCAUGUGAUGAGAUUAUUUUUGCUGAUGAAUGCACAGAAGCAGAAGGUCGCCACUGGCACAUGAAACACUUUUGCUGCCUUGAGUGUGAAACCAUCCUUGGAGGACAGAGGUAUAUUAUGAAGGAUGGACGUCCAUUCUGCUGCGGCUGUUUUGAGUCCCUUUAUGCGGAAUAUUGUGAGACUUGUGGAGAACACAUAGGGGUUGAUCAUGCUCAGAUGACUUACGAUGGACAACACUGGCAUGCCACAGAAGCUUGCUUUUCUUGCACUCAUUGCAAAGUUUCUUUACUUGGCUGUCCUUUCCUUCCCAAGCAAGGACAGAUUUAUUGUUCCAAGUCAUGCAGCCUAGGAGAGGAUGUUCAUGCCUCUGAUUCUUCUGACUCUGCUUUCCAGUCUGCCCGUUCAAGAGACUCUAGGAAAAGUGUUCGUAUGGGGAAAAGUAGCCGGUCGGCUGAUCAAUGCAGGCAGUCUCUCCUCUUGUCUCCAGCACUGAACUACAAAUUCCCUGGCCUUUCUAGCACUGCUGAUGAUACACUUUCACGGAAACUGGAUGACUUAAGCCUUUCAAGGCAAGGAGUAGGCUUUGUUGAUGAAGAACUCUGGAAAGGAAGGAGAGAGGAAAUGCCUGAUGAUCCAGAAGAGUGGGCUGAGCACGAGGACUACAUGACUCAGCUGCUCCUAAAGUUUGGUGAUAAAGGCCUCUUGCAGGAACCAGUGGACACAGAUGUUAGAGCAAAUGAGCAGUGGAUUUGUGAGAGCAUAGUUAAAGGGAGAUCAGAGUUGAAGAAAAAUAAUCAAAGCCUAGCAAGUAAGAAAUACCAGUCAGAUAUGUAUUGGGCACAGUCCCAAGAUGGCCUAGGUGAUUCUGCCUAUGGUAGCCACCCAGGGCCUGCCAGCAGCAGGAAAAUCCAAGAGUUGGACAUGGAACACAGCGCAACUAGAUACAAACUUGACCAAAAACAAUGGUAUGAUGAUUCAUUGGAGCGAUUGUCAAACCUGAAACAAGAGCAGUGUGCGCGGGAUUCAAUGGAUUCCCUGGCUUUAUCCAAUAUUACAGGUGCUUCAGUUGAUGGAGAAGUCAAACCAAGACCUUCUUUGUAUUCCUUACAAACCUAUCCGGAGUUGGAGGUAGAGGAUUGUGAAAAAAUGAGCAACAUGGGUACUCUGAAUUCCUCAAUGCUUCAUAGGAGCACAGAGUCUCUAAAAAGUUUAAGUUCUGAAUUAUGUCAAGGUAAGACACCAACAGAAGAAAAGCCAGUGCACAUGCCGGUAUUGAGAAGAUCCAAAUCACAGACUAGACCACAGCAAGUUAAGUUUUCAGAUGAUGUAAUUGAUAAUGGAAAUUAUGAGAAUCUUGAAAUUCGUCAACCUCCUAUGAGUGAAAGGACUCGCAGGCGUGCUUAUCAGUUUGAAGACCCAGGGAAAAGACAGCAACAUCGUCGCAGAAGGAGUAGAAAGUCUCGCUCUGAUAAUGCACUUCACUUGGUUGCUGAGAGAAAAUCUUCAUCAAAGGAGAGACUUAAUUUUUAUUCUCAGGAUUAUGACAAGUUUAUUCAGAAUAACAGUCAUGCAGCUCGAGCAUACACUCCAAACCCAUACAACCAAUAUACUCAUAUUGCUUCUGACUACCCAAUGAGGAACCAGAGGGACCAGUUUUUUGGAUUUUUUGGAGAGGAGGAAGACUCUUGGUGUUCAUCUUCAUCGUCGUCAUCUGAUUCUGAAGAGGAAGGAUACUUUUUAGGACAGCCCAUUCCGCAGCCCCGACCAGUUAGAUAUCCUUACUAUACAGAUAUCCUUUCUAGCCCAACUGCUGAACUCCCCAGUUCUCAGUUUGGACAGAGGGCAACAAAAAAGAGAAAACCACCCAAAGGCAAAAACUGUAUAAUUUCUUAAGUUUUAUUAAUUAUGAACACUGUUUCUUUACUGUUUUUUCAAAUGUCAUGUAGAAAAAUGGUUAAAAUAACUUGUAUAAGCCUGUAUUAUGGGCCGUCUUUGUCCAUGCUCCUCACCAAGGCCAUGCAGUCAGUGAUCAACUGAAGUAGAAGUGGGUGGGUGCAAGAAGAACAAACCGAAAAUGAGUUUAUAAUGCUGCUCAGAGAUGGGUUUAAAAGGGCCUUACCAGCAAGAAUGUCAGUCAGUUUUAUAUGGUUUUAGACCUUGCCUGCUACUGCUAUUACCUACUUAAGACACAAUGUCUCAAUUAUAGUAUGCAGCCCUGUUCAUCCUAUCUUUAUUACUGUAGCCUAUCCAUUUUGAUGCCAAACAAGAAUGCUGUUUCUGUACUGGGCAAUGAAAGUGUGUAAGGCAGGGAUUUCCAAAAUGUAGUCAGUGGACCACAAGCUUCAUUCAGGUGGUCUGCGCAUGUCUGUAAAAAUACAAUUAAAAAACAUACAUCUAGCAUAGCUGUAACAGGCAGAAAAAUUAAGUGGCCAGCCAACACUUAGCAAUUUUGAAGUAGUCUGUGGGGGAAAAAAUGGGAACCAGUGGUUUAAUGCAUAUCAAGUUGACUAUUCCACUUGAUGUGUGUUGCAUCAAGUAAUCCUUGCUCAGGUAAAUUAUUUUAAAUAUAAAAUGUUCUUUGCCCUUUAAGAUACAGUGUAAGCUACAGCCCCUAAUUAUGAAGCUAAUUGCAUUAAGUCAGUGAGCCUGCUUAUAUUAAACCUUUGUGAAAAUAAAUCUGUGAAUCAUGUAUAUUUGAAAUAUUACCCCAAGUUCCAAAUGUAGCAUAUGAGCAAAGUUAAAGACAACUAAUAUUUAUAAUGUAUUUCAUAGUUAAAACAGUACUUGUAACUUAACAGUGCAAAUAAUGUACAUAUUGUAAAGUUAAGAUUUAACAUACUAUUUUUAUAUCCCUGAAUUGCAAGGCAUUUGUUUAAAAUAGCCGUAGUUUUAUUUGAGGGAUUAACAUCACUUUGAAUCAGGCAGGAGUUUGUUAAAUGUUCAUAAGUUUAUAGUAGCGAAAUGUUUAAUUUUUGGUCAGAAAAGCUCUGUUUGCAUGGUAGAGCUAUGUAAAUACUGUUAAGCUAUGGUACUUAAUAUUAAAGGAAUUAUUUAUGGGUCAAAACAAGUCUAAGUGUAAAAACCACACGCAUAUUACAACAAAACAUACACUAUUUGAUCUUACUGUUGCCAUAUAACAGACUUUAAUCUUAACACCAGGCUUUCAAAUUAAUACCGAGCAUCUCCAUUGUGAAAAGGCGAGUUGUGUAUCAUACUUAAUAUGGAAGUAACAGCAUCUGAAAAUUAAAUCAGGUAUAUAAAAGUGACAAAAGUCUGAUAGCUGGACUACAAAGACCCAUUUUCUGCCACAGGUUCUAAUCAGGCUGGCCAUAGGCAUGGGUAAACAUGUCCCUUAUAUUGUCAAAAGAAACUCAGAGGAGCCACAUGCAAAUGCAGGUAAAGCUAUGAAGGCCUUAUGACAAUUUUUUAUCUCUUUUUCUAAGAUUCUCCCAGGGAUGGAAUUUGCCCUGACAGCUUUUGCAGUGUGUUUUCUGUUUAUCUACCAGAACUCGAACCUCUCCUGGUUAGACAUUAGCUUGUCAGAUCUCUUUAGCAUAUGAUGUUCCUCCUACUUAUACUGAACCAGUUGCCAUUUUUAUACACUUUUGGGUUUCCUAAAA